AUGAGCGCCAACCCCCAGUGGGACAUCAGCCGGGCGCUGGGAGUGGCCAGGCUCUUCCACUUGGUGUGUGGGGUUCGGGAGGCCACCGUGACCCCGUUCCUGACCCUCUACCUGAGGCAGCUGGGCUUGGCCGCGCCCUGGGUGGGCAUCCUCAUGGGAACGAAGCACCUCAUCGCAGCCUUUUGGGCUCCCUUCUGUGCCUCCCUGGCCAGAAGCUACCAGAAAAGGAGGGUGCUUCUGCUAGGCUCGCUGCUGGGCUCGGGGGGAGCCAGCAUGCUGAUGGUGCUGGUGCCGCCGCGGGACAAAGAUCCGGGGUACCGCUCCUGUAAUGGCAGCCACAGCGCGACCCCCACAGUCCUACCACCGGAGGUCGCGCCGGCUAUGACCCUCACCUCGGCCCAACCGGCCUCAAGCCGCCCAGCGGGGGCGCCCAACCUCCUGGCCAAGAGGAGUAAUGGGACCAGGGUCGCCUCUGGCUUCGGAAAAGCGCGGAGGGAAAGUGCCCAGGAACCUUUCAGUCAUCUGCCCAGGCACUUUGUGGAUCCUGCUGAAGGAGCCAAGACCAGAGCCGAAGUUCUCCAUCCUAUCACCUCAGGGUGGAAAGAUACUCCCUGGGAAGGAGCUUUGAAGGUGGUCGGUACAGCCCAUCCUUUGCUUGCUGGGGGUACAGCCCUGGGGAAUCCAGCCAACUUGUCCGCUGCCAAGGGGAACUCAGGAGCCCUUGAGCUCUCCUUGGAAGGGUUGCGAUGGACUUUCAUUCUCUCCUUGGGGUUCGUGGUGUUCUGGGAGCUGCUGACCGCCCCUCUGGAGCAGGUGGCGGAUGACAGCCUUUUUGAAUACCUGGAUUUUGUGGACGCCACUGACCGUUACAGACACCUGUGGAUAUGGAGGCCGCUGGGCGCGUCAGCAGGCGUGUGUGGCAUUGCAGCCCUGGCGGAGCAGCUGGACUGCUCCCUGAGGCCGAGUGGCCCCCGGGGUGUGGUGCACUUCUAUGGCUACUCGCUGGUCAGCAGCCUGGCGUUACUGGUGAGCAUUGCUUUUCCUGUCCCCGUCUGCAGGCCGCAGGAGCCCAGCUACAGAGCCGUCAAAGUGCUGUCUCUGGUGGAGGGCGACCCCCGCCUCGUUCUCCUAGCCUCCACUGCCUUUCUGGUAGGAGCCGCCACCAGCACAGCACAGAACUUUCUGUUCUGGCACAUGCAGGACCACGGCAGCAGUGAGCUGGUUAUGGGUUUCUCGGUUGCCCUGGGCUUGCUGGGGGAAAUUCUGCUUCACCCGUUCAAAACCACGUUGCUUAGGAAACUGUCCAGAGCAGGAACGGUGGGGCUGGGGCUGGGCUGCCUCUCAGGGCAGCUGCUGUACUACUCUUUCCUCUGGAACUGGUGGUCCGUCCUCCCUGUUCAGAUCCUGAGUGCCGUCAGCAGUGGGGCUCUGUGGUGGGCAGUGGGAGCUUCGAUAGGGGACCUGGCCUCCCCCAGAACGGAGAGACCUCUGAGUGCGGUGUUCCGGGGCCUCUUCUACGGGGGCGGAGCCAGCCUGGGCAGCUUUGUGGGGGGCUUCGUGGUGAAGCGCUUCAGCCUGAACGUGCUCUACCAGGCCAGCUGCGUGGUCCUCUUGCUCUGGCUGACUCUGUUCCUGUCCAUCUGGCCAAGGCUGCCCCAGGAGCGGAAAAUCAACUACUCGAAGCUGCUGACCGUGGAGGCAAGUGACACAAGCGACUCUGAGCAGGGGCUGGAACGGGACUGGCUUGUGAAGGCCACGAGGGAGGACCACUCAGACUGGAAGGGCUGAGGGAAAGUCAGGGUGUGCUGACCUGGGAAGGAGCCAAAGCACUGGACGAAACUCGGCCC
Messenger RNA from Pteronotus mesoamericanus, 1847 nucleotides. RefSeq names its product major facilitator superfamily domain containing 6 like (gene MFSD6L). The coding region runs from base 1 to 1788 and encodes 595 amino acids. The record is from RefSeq and is a predicted model, not a curated record. Gene Ontology annotation, cellular component: membrane. The transcript has a single exon. Lineage: Eukaryota; Metazoa; Chordata; Mammalia; Chiroptera; Mormoopidae.